Messenger RNA from Sphenostylis stenocarpa, 1005 nucleotides. The record is from the annotation of a GenBank genome assembly. NCBI's taxonomy places the organism in Eukaryota, Viridiplantae, Streptophyta, Magnoliopsida, Fabales, Fabaceae.
AUGACGGAUACAGUGGCCGAUUCACGCAACAAUGCGGCGGUGCAAGCCACCAACGAUGAUGCUUCGGCCAGUAAAUUGUCAUGUGUAAAAAAGGGAUACAUGAAAGAUGAUUAUGUUCAUUUGUUUGUGAGAAGGCCUGUGAGGAGAUCACCAAUUAUUAAUCGUGGUUACUUUGCUCGUUGGGCUGCUAUUCGGAAACUUCUCUAUCAGUUUCUUGAUGUUGAGAAGAAGAUAGAUGGAGAUGCCCCAAUAAAGAAGCAGAUAUUAUCACUUGGAGCAGGCUUUGACACAACAUAUUUUCAGUUACAGGAUGAGGGGAAAGCACCGUACUUGUAUGUCGAAGUGGAUUUUAAGGAGGUAACUAGUAAAAAGGCAGCUCUUAUUGAGACUUACAGUCAAUUGAGGAAUAAACUUGGUGAAACAGCAACCAUAUCAAGAGAUAAAGGAGAAGUGGUCAGUGCUCAAUAUAAACUAGUCCCUGCAGAUCUGCGUGAUGUACAACAAUUAAAUGAUAUUAUAUCUGUUGCGGCUAUGGAUCCAAGUCUGCCAACUUUUAUAAUUUCAGAAUGUGUUCUGAUCUACUUGGAUCCAGAUUCUACUCGAACAAUUGUUGGUUGGGCUUCAAAAACGUUUUCUACAGCAAUAUUUUUUCUUUAUGAGCAGAUCCUCCCUGAUGAUGCUUUUGGGCAGCAGAUGAUAAGAAAUUUGGAGUCUCGAGGUUGUGCUCUGUUAGGUAUUUAUGACACACCAACUUUACAUGCGAAGGAACAAUUAUUUCUGGACCAAGGAUGGCAGAAAUCUGUUGCAUGGGAUAUGCUGAGAGUUUACAAUGAUUUUAUUGAUGCUCAAGAGAGACGCAGGAUUGAACGGCUAGAAUUGUUUGAUGAAUUUGAAGAGUGGUACAUGAUGCAGGAGCACUACUGUGUGGCUUAUGCAAUCAAUGAUGGCAUGGGUCUUUUCGGGGAUUUUGGUUUCGUUAAUGACAAGUCUGAGCUUCCUUCAUGA